Messenger RNA from Lindgomyces ingoldianus, 585 nucleotides. RefSeq lists its product as uncharacterized. NCBI's taxonomy places the organism in Eukaryota, Fungi, Ascomycota, Dothideomycetes, Pleosporales, Lindgomycetaceae. Gene Ontology annotation, cellular component: cytoplasm. The coding region runs from base 264 to 530 and encodes 88 amino acids. The record is from RefSeq and is a predicted model, not a curated record. The transcript has a single exon.
UCUGGUUCGAUGCCAACAUCUCUCUCGGAAUUGCUUCGCCAUGUCCACCAGCGACAGGAGGAUUGGAGCGCGUCCGGAGCGCGACGAACAUGCGGUUGGCAAGCAAUCCGACAAGCCUGCGGGCUCCCACAAAGAGCCCCUAGCCGGGAGCGCAGGAAACAACUUUUUCAGCCUCAGUGACCUAUCUUCUAUUUCUCUGAAGUCUGCCAUUCCCACCGGCUCCCUCCAUCUCACUUCCGAAGGGUGGUGGUGCCAUUUCCGGAAUGGGAGAAAAGUUCGAUGUCAACCAAGAAACCGGCAAGGGGAGCGUGAGCAUCCCGAUAGGUGUUCCGCCGGGAAGAGCUGGCAUGGACCCCAAGUUGUCACUCACAUACAACUCUGGCGCCGGCAAUGGCGAGUUUGGUCUGGGAUGGAGUCUCCAAGGCCGGGGCAUCAUCAGUCGGAAAACAUCAAAGGGCUUAGAAGGUCUCACCUGCUUACGCAACCGAGUGGCUCGUGCAACGGAAAUCUCUGUGCCACUCAUCACCUAAAAAUGAAGCUUUAGAGCUCUAUAUAAAUUGUAUCUUAGUUAAUUUUUAAGUGUAG